Exserohilum turcica Et28A is the source of this 1095-nucleotide messenger RNA. RefSeq lists its product as uncharacterized. The record is from RefSeq and is a predicted model, not a curated record. The transcript is spliced from 3 exons. Lineage: Eukaryota; Fungi; Ascomycota; Dothideomycetes; Pleosporales; Pleosporaceae. Bases 1 to 1095 code for a protein of 364 amino acids.
AUGGUUCGCACUAGACUCGUCGCAUCACGCUCUAUGCCGCCUUCCCGUGUAUCGAGGAAGACGUUGGCGAGGCAAGAAUCAACAGUAGAUGCACUGGCUUUUCCUUGUUCUUCCGUUGUAGAUGAUGAAUAUCAGAAGAGCACACCAUAUACACGAAUUCUUCGACCUAAGCGACGGAAUCUGACAUCGAGCAAAAAAGAGCGCAGCAUUGGUGAGGAUGGUCGAGAGAAGGGCAGGAUGAGCAUAAAGCAAAAAGAGGAAGACGACGAGCCAGAAAGAAGAGUAACACGACUAUCUUCAAAGAAACGUACACUACGCAACCAAUCCACAUCCACGACAGCAAAAAAGCUCAAGAUCCGCCCCCCUAUUUGCACAGCCAACAACACUAGAUCCACGACUAAGCCCAGCGAAACCAGGCCCCACGCUUCUCACUCAGGCUCCAUCAUAACCCAACCGCCUCACCACAGCCUCCAAUCCAACCUACACCCAACCCCACCUUUCCCACCAUACCUUGGCCUCCUCGGCCCAUACAUGGCCUUCCAGCUCUCCCUCUCCAAUCUCCACGGCCCCGCCUACACUACCGCCCAAACCCACAUGGCCUCCGUACUCAACACACUACAGCAGCUCAAAGCCGACUCCGAAGCCCGCUGUGCCCACGAUACCUUUACUCACGAACCCCACCUCACAACUGGAAUCUCAACCGCGACUCAAAAAAGCAGUGUACAAACGCCUCUGCAAAAGGAGCACAGGGCCUCAGACGUGUUACCCCGGAAGAUGCGCGAGCUAAACGAGCAGACGAGAAGGAGACUCGAGACCGAAGCUAGGAAGGACGGGAUGCGGGGAAAUGGCAGGCGAAGGGGAAGUAUACGAGGGAACCGGAGGGAGAAAGUAACUUCUUUCUUCUCGCGUUCAGCGACAUCAAGUCCAGCGUCCGAAACAAGUACUACCGCCUCCGAUGACGAAGAUGCAAGUCACAUGCAGUAUUCCAAGCACGCCUCCUUGCUGUCAAGUACAUCCUCAUUUCACGAUUCUGAAUUCAGCGAUGCAUAUUCUGCGUAUACGAGUUCUGUCAUUGAGAUCGAUAAUGAAGAGUAG